CUUGUGGAUGUGACACCCCCGUGGAGGGACGCCAGGAGCCUAUAGUAGCGGUCCUGGGGAAAAUGUAAGCAGCUGUGGCCGUGUAAUUUAAAACCUCUGAGAAGUGUGCUGCAGCCCGUGCACAGCGUCGGUGGAACAUGGGGACUGCCUGCAGCCCGCUCUCCGGAGGACGUCCUCGCGUGCUGCGGGACAGGGAGGACUGAGAAGACAAACCUGGGUGCAGCCAGAAAGGUCCAGAUAGAUGAGCUUGUGGCAUCCGUUCCCUAAACUCAGGGACUCGACCAUACCUCAGUGGGACCUCACUGUUCUUGAUCUGCAUUAGUUAAGAUUACCCAAACUUGGAUUUCAACGGAAUCCUUUCAUUGCUGCAUCUGUCAUACCCAGUAAUUGGGGCCAGCUGGAUGUCAGGAUGCGCGUGGUUACCGUCAUAAUAACCCUGCUUUUCUUCUGUAACGCGGCUGAGCUCCGCAAGGCGAGCCCUGGGGGUGUGAGAAACCGGGCGAGUCCUGGCCGGGUGGGUGGGGGCCGGAGAGGCUCGAACCCGGUCAAACGCUACGCACCGGACCUGCCCUGCGAAGUGUACACGUACCUUCACGAGAAAUACUUAGAUUGUCAGGAGAGAAAGCUGGUGUACGUGCUGCCCGGCUGGCCUCACGACCUGCUGCACAUGCUGUUAGCGAGAAACAAGGUCCGCAUACUGAAGAACAGCAUGUUCUCCAAGUUUAGAAAGCUGAAGAGCUUGGACCUGCAGCAGAACGAGAUCUCCAAGAUUGAGAGCGAGGCUUUCUUCGGUUUAAACAGACUCACCACCCUCCUCCUGCAGCACAACCAGAUCAAAGUCCUGACGGAAGAAGCGUUCAUUUACACGCCUCUCCUGAGCUACCUGCGCCUCUACGACAACCCCUGGCACUGCACCUGCGACCUAGAGACGCUGGUUGCAAUGCUGCAGAUCCCAAAGAACCGAAAUCUGGGCAACUACGCCAAGUGCGAAAGCCCACAAGAACUGAGAAACAAAAAGCUGCGGCAGAUAAAAUUGGAAGAGCUGUGCAAUGAAGAAGAAAAGGAACAACUGGGCCCGAAACCCCAAGUGUCAGGGAGACCCCCGGUCGUCAAGCCUGAGGUGGACUCCUCUCUUUGCCACAUUUACGUGUUUCCCAUACAAACACUGGACUGCAAACGAAAAGAGUUGAAGAAAGUUCCAAACAACAUCCCUCCAGAUAUUGUCAAGCUUGACUUGUCAUACAAUAAAAUCAACCUGCUUCGGCCCAGGCAGUUUGAAGAUGUUCAUGAGCUAAAGAAAUUAAACCUUAGCAGCAAUGGCAUCGAAUUCAUCGAUCCUGCUACUUUUUUAGGACUCACUCAUUUAGAAGAGUUAGAUUUAUCAAACAACAGUCUGCAAAACUUUGACUAUGGUGUAUUAGAAGACUUGUAUUUUCUGAAACUCCUCUGGCUCAGAGACAACCCUUGGAGAUGUGACUACAACAUCCACUACCUCUACUACUGGCUGAAGCACCACUAUAACGUCCACUACAAUGGCCUGGAGUGCAAGACGCCUGAGGAAUACAAGGGGUGGUCUGUGGGGAAAUACGUUCGCAGUUACUAUGAAGAAUGUCCCAAAGACAAGUUACCGGCGUACCCUGAGACAUUUGACCAGGAUGCAGAAGAGGAUGAAUGGGAAAAAAUACACAGGGAGCACACAGCAAAGAAGCAAAGUGUAAGAAUCACGAUAGUGGGGUAACUUACAAAUUCUUCUAGUUGCCACCUGUCAUGUAUUUGCUAUACUGGUGUUAAAAAACACACACA
Pipistrellus kuhlii (Kuhl's pipistrelle) is the source of this 1803-nucleotide messenger RNA. RefSeq names its product leucine rich repeat containing 17 (gene LRRC17). Gene Ontology annotation, cellular component: plasma membrane. Gene Ontology annotation, molecular function: protein binding. The transcript is spliced from 4 exons. The record is from RefSeq and is a predicted model, not a curated record. NCBI's taxonomy places the organism in Eukaryota, Metazoa, Chordata, Mammalia, Chiroptera, Vespertilionidae. The coding region runs from base 410 to 1738 and encodes 442 amino acids.